Messenger RNA from Dermatophagoides farinae (American house dust mite), 525 nucleotides. Lineage: Eukaryota; Metazoa; Arthropoda; Arachnida; Sarcoptiformes; Pyroglyphidae. The record is from RefSeq and is a predicted model, not a curated record.
UUACAUGAACUAAUAUUAAACUUGAAACUAUGGUCAAAUCAAACGACAAUGUCCGAAUCAUCAUCAUUAUCGUCCGUACAGAUGGAAUCGUCCGCGAAUCGGCCCAACUUUUCAUCGACAAUUUCAUCAUCAUCUUCAUUGCCUUCAAUUUCGUUAUCAUCAUCUUCUUCAGAGAAUGAUGAUGACGGUCUCUUAAAUCAGGACUAUUUGAAUUCCAUUAUAACAAAUCUAAUGAUACACUAUGACGAAGAAGAAGAACAACAACAACAAUAUUUUCAUCAUCAUCAUCAUCAACAACAACAACAACAACAACAAUUUGCUACAUCAAGUAAAAAUCUUUUAAAACAAUCAUCGUACUACUUGAAACAUUACCCAUUUCAACUCUUUACUUCCGUUUAUCUUGAUGUUAAUUAUAAGAUCACUUGUUUUUUCGUUGUAACGAAACAUGCGACUCCAUUUUUGUCUGUUUAUAAUGGUAGUAGUAAGAAUAGAAAUGUAAAUAUAAGAUAAGAAAUAAUAACAGCA